Molecule: messenger RNA, 9199 nt
Organism: Uranotaenia lowii
Lineage: Eukaryota; Metazoa; Arthropoda; Insecta; Diptera; Culicidae
Gene: htt
Product: huntingtin
Exons: 15
Coding region: 270-9008 (2912 amino acids)
Cellular component (GO): cytoplasm; nucleus
Source: RefSeq, a predicted model, not a curated record
UCAGGCAAGCGGGCAAAACAGCUGACACGCUACUGCAAUAAAAAGAAGAAAAGAUAAGAAAAAAAACAACAGCUGUCAGCCAGCGGAUGCAGGAAGAGAAAGUGAAAAUUUUUGCGUUGCAUUGUUUGCUGAAAGUUAUUAGUCAUCGAAAUUAUCGAGGAAAAAGGCGUUUACUAUCGUUGCUAAUGUUGCUGUAGUAUUUCGAGUGGUGUUCCGGGAAUCUUUUAACGAAUUCCGACAUCGGCUGAAGGCGGAGAACGUAGGAAAUCAUGGACAAGCUAUCGGUUUUCAGUAGCUUGCAAAAGUCGAUCGAUACCCUCAAAUCGACCGAAUGCAGUCAAAAGGAAAAGAUAACGCAUUUCGGCAACAUAAGCGAGUCGAUUGUUUCGGUGCGGCAAACAGGAUCGGCCAAUUUCCAGAACCAUCUGAGCUCGGCUGUUGCGACGCUGCUGUUGUUUUGCGAGGAGGCCGAUUCCGGGGUACGAAUGAGCGCGGAAGAAAAUUUGAACCGAAUCGUUCGUUAUGCCGAGGGGCAUGGAGCCCUUGUCCGGAUUCAGAUCGAUCUGUACCACGAGAUCAAGAAAAACGGACACGAACGAUCAUUGCGGAUCUGUUUGAAUCUGUUUGGCCACUACUGCGAUAGAAUCAAACAGCGAAAGGGUGAAACUUAUGCAAAAAAUCUGUUACCAUGCAUGUUUGCCAUUUCCAAGCGCCGUGAAACGCAGGUUCUCGAAAGUUUGGCAUCCUUUGUGAAAAUGUUCAGCGAAAAGUUAGAAUCGUACAUGACCGAUUGGGAGGUGAUGAAGAUGACAGAAGUUUUCAUCGAGGAUCUGACGGCCGAAUGUGCCACUAAGCGGCGUUGUGCAGCGCAGAAUAUUGAUUCGUUCAUUGCGGGAUCGCGCUGGCCGGAAGUUCACGCCAACAACGCCUUCAACCGGUGCAUUGAGAUUUUGCUGAAGAAUCAAGAACAAAAUGCAGUUCUUGGAGUUCUUACCUGCUUCCGAGGUAUUCUGCCGCAUGUGCUUAAGAGCGCUGGGGUCGAUAAAUCUAUCGAAGUGUUAGAUUUGCUGCUACAAUUCCUGAAAGACGGAAGUCACAGCGUGGUCAACGCUACCCUAGAAGUGAUAAGCGUAAUUUUGAAUAGUGUUCAACCUGCGACUAGAAAAGUUUUGCUAUCUCAAGAAAUGGAGCAUCAAAAAAUGCUUUUGAAACGCAAAACUCUAAAAAAUUCUAUCUUUAAAAUUAAUCUUAGCGAAAGUUUGCUGAGCUCACGCAAAUCGAGCACCGAUGCCCGGAUGGAUUCACUUAGACCAGGAUCAUCAUCGUUUCUGCAGGUCACUUCUACCCCUACAAAAUUUGCUCCCGGUGAUGACAAAUCACUCGCUUCAGCAUCAGAUUUAGAAAUGGAAUCAUUCCGCAGUAUGGAGUUCGAUAAUUCUUUCCAAACGAGCGAAUCCAGUCCCGAAAAGGAAUCCAAACCAAAACCGGUACCCGACAGCGUAUCAUUGAGGAGUCAAAAGUCAACCGACUCGAUCGGUUCCUUUUUCAACACAUUCCUGAAUACCAGUUCCAGUGCUGGAGAAUCGGUGAGCAAAUUUUUCCGGAAGCCGUUCGACUCGCCCGGUGGAACUGCUCCGCUGCUCCAGCAAACGGAAGAUCUGGAAUCGUUGGAAUCGCUCGCCAGCAGCCAGAUAUCGAUGAACAGUAGCAGUCUGGCGGACUCGCAAACGAUCCGGGUGGAGCUGGACGUAACGGCCGAGGCCGAUGAUGACGGUGGGGCUUCCUCAGUGGCCGAAACGGUAACUCUGGCACCGGACGUCGGCGAUGCUGUGCUGAUCGAGCCGGACCGCGAUGGAGUGCGGAUCGAGGUGGUGACCGGCGACGAUAGCUCCGGCCCCCUCAGUGACGAUCCGGACCGUGCUACCCCAGUUCAGCGGGACCUAUUUAUCGGUAGCAUCCACGAUCAGAACAUCCUGGACUACACGACACGGCUGAUAGCCUCGAAAUUUCUCCUAUCUGGAAGUCCCCGUGGGUUGGUUCCGGACUACGUGGCUCGCGUUUCCGUUAAAAGCAUGGCAUUGCAGAUCCUGGGUCAGUGCGUUCAGUUGCGACCGGAAGUACUGCUGUUGCCGCUGGAAAAGGACGAACCAAAGGAGGAGUUUGAUGUGGUAGAAAUACUGAGCCUGGAGGAUGCUAUUAAUGAAAUCGUAAUCGGUGAUAGUGGAGAUUCUCCUCCGGGAAGUGAGGAAAACGAGGCUGGAGCAUCCGCCCUUGAUCAUCCGGAUGGUGGACUGCCACUGGAAAUCAAAGAAGAUCACUUCGGGGAAUGCACCAGCUCGACUUAUUUCGAUUACUUCUCCCCUAUGAGUAUAAGCUUAGAUCAAGGGUUGAGUUCGCUGAAGUUAAAACUGAAAGAAGUGGAAGAAAAUUUUGGUACUAUGGCAUCCGACAGCCAGGAAAAGUUAAGCAAAGAACUGGACGCUAUUCUGUCCCAAUCGGAUUGCAGCGGUGAGAUGGGUCGGAAGAAAGGUUCUAACAUGUUGCAACGGCCCCAUCGAACGGAAUUACUGGUAGUUCCAAGGGUGGUGACAACGACCCGAAAAAGUGGUGACUCGGCUAAUGAAAAUCAACAGUUUGCGGCCGAUAUAUUGCUGUUCUACGAUCAUGCGGAUCAAACGUUGAGGGGAAAUGUUUUGAGUAUAGUUGCAAACCUUUUGGCAGGUUCUUUAAACCAAAAUGGCAGCGUGGAGGCGUUUUUGAUUUGCAACGAAAGAAGAAACCUGAGUAGUUUUCUGAGUCAGGAAGCGUUGCUGCAUGUUAUUGCCAAGGGUCUUUUGGAUGAAAUCCAUACCGUGGUAAAUCAAGCGUUAUCAGCGCUCGAACAAACACUUCCAGUUUUGUGCCGAUGUCAGCAUUCCUCCAAGACGAGAACUCGAAUUCCUACGGUUGAUCAGUUCAGUUUCAAAACGAGCAGUCCCCAAAAUGUAUUUACAAGAUCCGAAAGCUUGCCUCCAAUCGAUGUCCAAGCAUUGGUCACUAAGCUGACUCAAGUUUUCUACAAUCGCUAUUGGCUGGUACAAUGCAAGCUGUGCGACGUGAUCUCGAAUUUAGAUUUUAAACUACUGAUUGCUGCUUUGGAUGACGGCGAAGGACAACGGGUUCAAAAACUUGUGUUAGAUCAGUUGGUGAUGUUUCUUGGCGAUGAUGACAUCCGAGUGCGGAACCAUGCUGCUGAACGAAUCAUUACCUAUAUUGAAAACGUUUCAUCGAACAACUGGACCCAUGAUAUUCAGAUGGAUGAAGGAAUCGUGAGCUGUUUUGUGAACGAAUACAUCUUGGCUACUUUUGCCGAACCGGUCGAUCGUAGAAAAUUUACCAAAAUAACCGGCGAUAAAAAAGCGUUCCAAAAAACGACGUCUCAAAUUUUCUAUGUCUUGAGCAAUGCACUUCUGAAUGUCGACGAUCGAAAUCAAUUGUUUGGGAUAAUAGGCUUCAUCAAACUGUUCGUCCACAAAUAUGACCCUCUCGAAACGUUAAACGUUUGGAACGAGUUUAACCUGCUCAGUGUCCUUUCGAGUUUGAUGAUGGAACAUCCGACGACGGCAUUGGAUUUGACUGCCCAAACUGACCUGCUGGACUUGUGUUCUUCACUAAUGAUCGUGAUCAGCUCGGCUCGGACCAAUUCACCCUCGACGGAGAAUGAGAAAAUUGACAAAUUUAUCUUUCACGUGCUAAAAAUUCUGAACAUGUUCCAGCACCUGUUCAGUGGCACUAAGCCGGUGAUCAUCGCAAAACCGACGAAGGGAGACCUAUUCAUGAACACCAAAGAGCUCCGGUUGGUAAACUGUUUUGGGUACUUUGGCAAUGAUCAGGUCUAUCUGAAACUGUACAACCUGCUAAGGAAUUCGUUCGAAAGUUAUAAGAUUACGAUUGCCGCCGACGUGAGUCAGAAGUUUUUCGAUCUGUUGCGCAGCACCAUUACUGCACUGUGGCGUCUGCUCGAGAUCAAGCACAUCACCUCGAUGACCAAUGGGUUCAAGUUUAUCGAAGAAGUGCUGCGCUACCUGACGGUAUUUCUGCCAUACGAACCGGAACAUUGCGUCCGGUGUACCCGGUACCUGUUGCGGUUUUUGUUCUCCUGCAACUACGUCAAUCGGGUGCUGGACGUAGGCUAUUUUCGAAAGCAAGGUGAAAUUUUGGACAUUGCCGACGUUGAAGGAUGCCAGGCGUUUCUGGAACGUUAUUUCGAAUUUUGCAAGUUUAAAAGCGUGAGCUCUACCUCAGAUUUGGGCAAUUAUAUCAAGCAGUUUGAGCAGGUAGUAAUUGCUUGCCUGAAGAUGUAUUCGAAGGCCACGGUUCCAGUACAAACAGCUAUUCUGGAAUUGUUGUGUCAGCUGGUUCAGUUUAACAUAAACUAUCAGCUGCUGGAUGCUAGCAACGUGUUUGUGGAUUGUGUAAUCAAACAUGUGGAGCUGCUGGAAAAGGGAACAAUUCAAGAUUGCGAACGAUUGAUCGAACAGAUUGUUCGUUUCUUGUUUCUUUUGACACAUAUGAAAGAUCAAAAUAAGGUGUUGGUGAAUGUUCCGAAAAUCAUAAACAUGUGCGACAAUUUGCUGGCCAACGCUAUGGCCAGGGGACCAGCAAUUGCAUCGGUCCAAUCGCUGGCUGAUGAGAUCUUUUUCUUCGAUCGAUCAUCGGUUGGUAGUCCAGAGCAAAGUGGCUCUGGGAUGCAGACAUUCACAGAAUUAGCCACCCAAAAGGAGGUCAUAUUGAAUAUGAUGAUAAAGUUCCCACAUGACGUGAGAAGCUACCGCAAAAUUCCGAUGCUUUUGGUUUUUGGAAGAAAUUCGAAUUCUGCUACGUUUGAAGUGCAAGUUUUCAACGCAUUGAUGGUUGGUGGAAUCCAAGAUGGCAAAAUGAUGACCAAUAAAGUAAUUGACCUAAUUAUCUUGGACCAUUGCUUGACGGCAUUCGGAAAAGAAUGGAUAAUACAAAACGAUUGUUUGCAAAUUGGCCUAAAAGUGCUGUUCAAGUUGCAGAAAGGUAAAGACUAUCCUGCCAAUCAAAAACUUGCAUACAGUCAGCUUAUUCUGGAAAAUAUUCUAUUGAAUACAGAAGAAAAUAAUCUUUUAGUUAAUCUAAAGCGAUAUUUAAACGACGUGAAUGGAGCUCAGGACGAUUCGGAAUUGGACACUUUUGUAAACCUUUUGAUUGCUUUUCUGUGUGAAUCUGUUGAAACUGUGAAAUCUCAAGCAACAAAUCAUUCAGAAAUCAAUUGCGCUGUGAAAAUCAUUUGUACUGUUAGAAAGUUUAGCAAGUUUCCUGCUGUAGCGGGAAAAUUACUCGAAAAAGUCGAGAUACAUCGAUUACAUAUCAAGUCAAGUUGCCAACAAAUUCAACUAGAACUAGCCAAUUUACUGCUUUACCUCGGCUACGAACUGAAAACGGUCGUAGAUCUGAUAGGAACAAGAAAGAAUUCAAUUCAAAAUGACAUUGCAGUCUACGAACUGAUCAAAACCCAGAAAGAAAUCAAACCCACAAAAGUGCACUGGAAUACCGAGGAAGUUUCCUAUCUGAUAAACAACCAUCUGGACAUUCUCAUUGGUCACUUUAGUUCUUUCCUAUUGAGCUACGUAGCAUCAACAGAAUACUCCUCGGUAAUUGUGAAGGGGCUCCUUGAUCAUCAAAAACAAUCAACAACUCACUUCAAUCUACUGGAACGAUCUCACCUCAGUAGUUUGUCACUCUUUGCCGAUCACCUUACAAGAAUCCUGGCAGUUGAAACCAAUAUCAUCAUCACCCGUAAGUCAGCCCUAGUUCUGGACGCAAAACUACAACUGCUCCUAGCAAGCCAGCCGCUAGACAGCAUAACGGUUCAAAAAAUCCUACCCGAUCAACAUUUUCGUAAUCUGUUCGGAACGAUCAGUGCAUCAGAUCGUCGUAAAAAGUAUCCAAAGUUGUUCAAAACCGCUCUACUGCUCUGUCCGUUUUACGAGGGAAUCGAAACUCCGCGGGACCUCAUCCCUCAAGUAGACACAGAUCAAUUGAAGCAGGUAAACGUGGAUGAAGCUUGGUUUAUGCAGCAGGUCGCUUUUCACUGUACAUCGGGGCGAUCGUACACUAAACCGAAAAAUGUUUCGCGGAUGCUACUGGAGGUGAAUUCCGAGAGCCGCCUGAUCAACUUGCUCUCUACCGGGGGAUUCAAUCUGCGCUUACUUCAGGAAAUAAUUGACACGGCCUUCGAGCAUAUGUGCCUAAGUUUUCGAAAGGAUUGCGUGCAGUUUAAUCCCCAUCUAAAUUAUUUGAAAGUACAUCCGAUGCUGAAGGUGGCCUUAAUCGUGCUUAUGAGAAAACUUGACGAAAUCAACUCCACCGAUGAGGAUCGAUGGGAUCGAGAGAUUUUAAUGUAUUGUGUGAAAUCGGCCAUCUGCUUUCUGGAAAACCUAAGCAAAUUGGAACAUCUUUGCUUGAUAUACGUGGAAGCCAGGUUUAUUGAGAAAUUUGUAAAAGACAAUAUUCUCAAAUCGCAAUUCUAUGAAUCUCUGCUGAUGUUAGCAUGCAACUGUAACAAACUGGUUAGGUCUUCAAUUCGGAAGUCGAUGCUUCAGGACUCGACAGAUCUGGAGCUGUAUUUGAAAUGCACCGACUUGAUCCUUCAACAGCGACAAUUGUGGAACGAAUUGAAUCAGAAUGACAAGUAUCACAAUGAUAGAGAUUUCUAUGUGCAGACGGUGUUCGAAGUACUCAAAGUACACUUACGAGGAAGUUUGUUUUUGGACCGGUAUCGAACACCGGAAGUCUUUGCAACGCUAAUGGAAGAUCGCUACGAAGAAGUUGAAAUUUACUUGCAAACGGUCUUCAUAGCUCAUUAUAUUGCGGAAAAAGACACGAUGAAGGGCAUCCAAGAAGCUAAUAGUGUUCUGUUGAAAAUAUUAGAAUCAUUGGCCGUGUCUGUACUGAAAACGGAUCGUUUCUACCCGUAUGCUCUAACACCGGGGGAAGUUUUGAACUGCUACAAUUUCGACGUUGACGUAGAUCCGCUAAAACUACCUUCGGUUCCGAUAGAUUAUCUUUAUGAACCGGAUAUGUUGCAAGCUUAUUUAAAAAGAGUUAAUAUUUUUGGAUAUUCCACUAAGCAACAGUUUGAGGAACUUUUCAUGUCUCUGUUGGUGCUGAUCAAUCGAGAUGGAGAUCCAGAUAUGAUGACAUUCCAAGAGCAGCUGGAGAUCAAGAGUGUAUGUCUGAGAGCGAUCAUGAGCUUGCUGCUCUCCUGCUACCGAUAUCCAAGGAUCGGCUCCCACGACGGAAAGUUCCAUCACGUACCUCGAAACCACCUAGUGAAGUGCACUUCCGUUGGCCUGAAAAAACUUCACAACAUCCAGCUGCUGAUUCCGCUAAGCAAUGUGUUCUACCAGCCAAACUUGGAGCGUCGCUUGAUCGUGACGACGACGGCAGAUAAUCGGCAGCUUUUGCUUGAAACAGACAGCUGCAUCGGAACGGUCUCCUUCGGUUGGAAUCAGUUCGCCAUCCGGCACUCCUGGGAGCUGAUGGAGUUCGUUCCGGAACCUUCGUUGGAAGUUCGUAAUCUGCGGUAUUUUGUUGAAAAAGCUAAUCUGGAUGUGACAAGCUCGGUCCAGCUAAUCCACAACGUAUUGGGGCAGUUGCUGGAGGAAAACAGUUUCCUUGCGUUGUCUCACCUAGUUAAAUUUUGUGAAAUUUGUGAGAAUCGUGAUCAGAUACGGCAGUUGUAUGUAUCUAUUCUUGCACUACAGGAGCGAGUCCCAAUGGAAGACACGAUUUCCCAGCAGCACAUAAUCUACCUGUUAUGCAAAAUGGCCGCGCUUCUGGAACCCACUAUGCCGGAGCUGACUCAUUUGUGUAUGAUUAUUCCGACAUACCUGAAGAGUACCCAACUGUUCAUCCGAAAUGCAACCUUGAGUGGAUUGCUGGCCCUGUUGGAGUGUUUGGUCACUUCGAAUACAACGAUCGGAGCAUUGAGCGAGGAACUUCAAUUGCUUCGUAAUAUCAUCGUGAACUAUAUUAUCAAGCAUGGUAUCAUAGACGAAAGGUUGUUUCAUUCAUCGGCUUAUAGUGACACCCACACAAUAUUGGUAUGGACGUUGAACUUCUACCUGAUAGAAAAUACUUCCCGGUUUGUAGCCGAUUGUAAUCUGUUCACCAACAGUGUCAUAUCGGCUAAUAACAUCUUGAAGCGCACAGCUAAUUUGGAUAUUUAUCUGUGCAUUUUGAAUGGUCUCGAGCGACUUGUGCUCACCAACACAGCACCCAGAUUGUUGUUGGAGAAAAUUGAAAAACUUGCUCUCGAAUUAGUCAAACUAGAUAACGAGAUGUUCUCGCUGGCAGCGUUGAAACUUCUUGUUACCUGUAUUUAUCACGGAUCGGCUGAACAACUUGAACUAACCGAACGGUCUAACGGAAUCGUCCAGGAUGAACCGGAAAUCAUCAUUCAGCAGAUCGAGAAAAUAGAAAUUCUCUUCGCAAAAAUACGCACAACCACCCCAGCCGGAGCUAGAAUCUUCGGAGAUGUCCUGUGUACCCUCAUUCGAGAUCUUCUACCGCCGAACGAAAUUCUCACCAAGGUAUUCAAGGAGCUUAUGUUGAACCAGCCGAAUCCAGACAUCAUCGCUAUCGUAACGCAUCAGGUGUUUCGAUCGGCCAUCGACAGCUCCUACCUGGCGCUGCUCCAGGAAUGGUUGCUUUGUUCGUUGCCGAACUUCCUGUCGUUUCCGCAGAUCAACAAAUCUAUCUGGUGCCUAACGGUGAUGUUUCUGUCGGCAUCGCUGAACCAGCAUCUGUUGAAGCUGUUCCCGGAAGUGCUCUCGCUGCCAUCGUAUCAACAGCUUAACGAACGGGAGAUGAACAAUUUCAUCCUGUCGGCCAGGGACUUCUACCGAAAUUUGGAUCCAAGCCAGAAAACUAAGUUCAGGGAUAUGUUUCAGCAAAACCAUCAGUCGUCUGUGUACAGCAAUCUGCUGCAGUGUCUGUGAUUUGUUCCCGUACGACUAGAAGAGGCGAAACUUGCUGAAAGCUCUGUGUAGAUUUUAAUCGAAUCGUGUUAAGUAUUUAUACAAAGUGGAACUCUGUUUAUCAUUGUUUAUGUUAAUUUGUUUUACAAUUUAUGUUGCUAUUUAUAAAAAGCAUAAUCACUUUAGAAUCAAUAUAUUAAAUCGAGAAUGUA